Dothidotthia symphoricarpi CBS 119687 is the source of this 1503-nucleotide messenger RNA. Its product is annotated as FK506-binding protein-like protein 2 precursor. Gene Ontology annotation, cellular component: membrane. The transcript is spliced from 2 exons. The coding region runs from base 1 to 1503 and encodes 500 amino acids. Gene Ontology annotation, molecular function: peptidyl-prolyl cis-trans isomerase activity. The record is from RefSeq and is a predicted model, not a curated record. Lineage: Eukaryota; Fungi; Ascomycota; Dothideomycetes; Pleosporales; Dothidotthiaceae.
AUGCGGCCUCUCGUUCCCCUCGUCGCGCUGCUCCCCGCCCUCAGCUACGCGCAGACGCUCGCCAUCGACGUCACCAAGCCGGUUGAAUGCACGCGCAAAUCACAGAAUGGCGAUAAGCUGUCGAUGAACUACAAGGGCACGCUGACCGACGGCACCAAAUUCGACUCCAGCUAUGACCGCGGAACACCGUUUAAGUUCACCAUAGGCAAGGGCCAGGUUAUUGCCGGCUGGGAACAGGGCCUGCUGGGCAUGUGUCCGGGAGAAGGCAGGAAGCUGACUAUCCCGCCGAACUUGGGCUAUGGGAACCAGCCAAAUGGAGCUAUUCCCGCGGGGUCGACGUUGAUCUUCGAGACGGAGCUUGUUGGUAUUGAUGGUGUCAAGCCUGAACCUGUUCCUACGCCACAACCUAGUUCUACGGUCGUCGAGGAGGAGGAAGAAGAAGAUGAGAUUACAUCGACGCCUCCUCCCGUGCCAGUCAACUCAGCCAUGGCAUCCGCCAAACCCACGCAGCAAGCGACCGCGCAAACCUCGCCUCUGGACGACGACAGCGACAGCGGAGAAUGCAAUCUACUUGGAGAUUUCGCCCUUAUCGUGCAGGGUGCGCUCGGACUGCUGGCCGUGUCGUCAUUGGCGGUCAAGAGGCUGAGGGAGUCUCCGCGCCGGCCCAUGAAGAUCUGGUUCUUCGACGUGUCCAAGCAGGUCUUUGGCUCGGUCUUGCUGCAUCUGGCCAAUAUCUUGAUGUCCAUGCUGUCGUCGGGUAAAUUCGAUGUGGCAUCGACGAUGAGUGCGAAGAAUGCUGCCAAAGCUGUUUCGAUGGAUGAGGGGGACCAGCCGAAUCCGUGCUCGUUCUAUCUGCUCAACUUGGCUAUCGAUACCACAAUCGGCAUCCCCAUCCUAGUCCUCCUACUCAAGAUCUUCACCCGCGCCGCGCUCCUAACCCCACUCGCCGACCCCCCCGAGUCCAUCCGCUCAGGAAACUACGGCCACCCCCCGCGCGCAACAUGGUGGCUCAAGCAAUCCAUCAUCUACUUCUUCGGCCUAAUCUGCAUGAAGCUCUGCGUGCUCGCCCUCUUCGCCUUCCUCCCUUGGAUCGCCUGGGUCGGCGACUGGGCCCUGCGCUGGACCGAAGGAAACGCCGCGCUGCAAAUCACUUUCGUCAUGUUCGUCUUCCCCCUCAUCAUGAACGGCAUGCAGUACUGGAUCAUCGAUAACUUCAUCAAGGAGCCUGGUCACGCUGAUGGUCAGUACGCUGUUGCUGCGGGUGAGGAUAGUGAGGAUGAGGAGACGGAUGAUGAGUGGAUGGAGCGCCAGAGGAGGUUGCGCGAGGCGGGUAUCGAUGCGGAUAGCGAUGAGGAGGCGGCGCCGGUGGCUAAACAGAUCAAGAAGAUCAGGGCUAAGGCUAAGGCUAAGGCGGCUAGAGGGGCGGAGCGCGAUGGGGAGUAUGAUCCGGAGUUCGAUGGCGCGGGAAGUAGUCUGGCCGCGAAUAAGAGUCGUAGGGAGUAG